Messenger RNA from Boleophthalmus pectinirostris (great blue-spotted mudskipper), 5033 nucleotides. RefSeq names its product CD151 antigen. The record is from RefSeq and is a predicted model, not a curated record. The coding region runs from base 153 to 914 and encodes 253 amino acids. Gene Ontology annotation, cellular component: membrane. The transcript has 8 exons. NCBI's taxonomy places the organism in Eukaryota, Metazoa, Chordata, Actinopteri, Gobiiformes, Gobiidae.
CUGCGGAGGGGGGGGGACGGGACAGCCUCAGAGUUCACCCCAGCUUCAGUGCACGCAGACGGGGAGGACAGUGGAAUGAAAACGGGCCGCUUCUGGAAGAUUUUUCAUUCAUUAUUUUAACCGAUAAGUGAGAGGACUCGAGCGCAGACAGAAUGGGUGUGUACGAAGAGAAGAAGGAAACAUGUGGAACUAUCUGCCUCAAGUAUCUCCUGUUUACCUUCAAUUUUCUCUUCUGGCUGGCGGGCGGUGUGGUGAUGGCUGUGGGCGUGUGGACCUUGGUGGAGAAGACCGACUACAUCAGCCUGCUGCCCUCCAAGACGUACGCGGCCUCGGCCUACAUCCUGAUCUUGGCCGGAGCCAUCGUCAUGGUAACAGGCGUGCUGGGCUGCUGCGCCACCUUCAAGGAGCAGAGGCGGCUGCUGCGGGUGUACUUUGUCCUGCUGCUGUGUAUCUUCCUGCUGGAGGUUCUGGCUGGAGUCCUGGCUUACAUCUACUACCAACAGCUGAACGAGGAGCUGAAGCAGAGCCUGAGGGACACCAUGAUCCAGAAGUACGAGAGGACCAACCAGGAACACAUCACCAGAGCCGUGGACAAGCUGCAGCAGGAGUUCAAGUGCUGCGGGAGCAACAGUUCUGCGGACUGGGCGGCCAGCGAGUGGAUCCGCUCCCAGGCCGGGAAGGGCAGACUGGUGCCGGACAGCUGCUGUAAGACCCCCAGCCCCAUGUGCGGAGAGAGAGACCAUCCCUCCAACAUCUACAAGGUGGAGGGCGGCUGCAUCACCAAACUGGAGACGUUUAUCCUGGAGCAUCUCAAGAUCAUUGGAGCGGUGGGCAUUGGCAUAGCAUGUGUACAGGUGAUCGGGAUGGUGUUCACGUGCUGCCUGUACAAGAGCCUGAAGGUGGAGCCGUAUUAGUAGAGCAGCCCCGUGUCUGCUCCAGCCUUUGGUUUUAGUGUGAGCAGAUCCACACAGGAGCUGGAGAGGAGUAAUUAGACUUCUUCAUCUGUGAGCACUGUGAGACAAAACCACCCCAGGAUCACUGGGACUCAAGACACUCUUCACUCCACUCCACUCUGCAUCGUCUACAUGAGUUUGACCCACUUAAAGGGCCUGUACCUGAUUUCCAUUUCUUCUGUUUAACAUAAAAAGGUUUUAUAUUAUGCAGUGUAUUGUAAAUAUAGAUAAUUUUGAUGGAUAAUAACUAAGCCACUGACAGGGAGGCUCGUUUUCCUCCAAUCAGGCACAUUGUUUGUUUAGAAUCAUGGGAAACUGCCUGACAGUAUGGCAGACAGUUAAUUCUGUCAUGGUACAUUUUUUUUAGCAGUGCAUUUCCCCAGGUGGGUGUAAAUGAAUGAAAAUAUGAAUUUAUAAAUACAAAUAAAUGCAUUUUAUUAUUUUUACAAAAGUACAUUUUUAAACCUCACUGUAACUUAAAGGGACUAUCUUACACUAUUUUCUGAUCUAUGUUCUGUUGUUUCCUCAUCACAAACAGACCUGGAGUUGUGUUUUUUUGUUUCAUUCACACACGUUUAACGGACAAAUCCUGUAUAUUUAGGCUGAGUUCUUCUCUCCCACUUUGUGAUGUCUUGUAGUAAUACAAGAAGUGCCCUACUGUGUUUUUAAAAUUCAUACCCUUUCAUUUCAUUUGGCAAUCAUUGGCAGUUCCAGGAAUAAAAUCAUCCAUCUUGACUAAACAAAAUGUUAGAGCUAAACUUGAGAGCUACCACUGCAUGACAUCACAAGGUGGAGCAGAGUGUUUUGAGCUUUGGAGAUGUACACAGACUAGUAAUAAAGGGUUACUCAAACGUGUGAAUGAAACAAAACAAAACUUAAGGUCUGUUUUGGAUGAGAUAACAACAUUCUAACCUGUCUUAAAGCUCAUAAGAGUCCAUUUUGCAUAAUAUACGACCUUUCACAUAAAUUUGGACUAUAGAAUUAUAGAUUUAAAAGCUUAAUACCACUAUUGGCAACAUCAGCAAGACAAAUAUUGAAUUUCGGUAUUGGCUCCCAAAACCAAAAUCCGACCAUCCUUAUUUUUAGAAGGUAGGGACUGGGGAGAGUGUUAUCGUUUCCACACAGUUCACAAACCGUAUUUUCUGUGUCAUGAUGGACUAAGUGGGCGGGGCUACGGUUCACACUCAAACGUGUUCAAAUCAGGUACAGGCCCUUUAAAAAAAGAGAGGAGCGAAACUGGCACUUUGUUCAUCUACUAACCUGCUGGACAUUCAUUAUCCUGUAGUAAGCCAUACUUUUAAGAGAGGCCUUCUAACCCGUGUAAGUGUUUGUGCUUUUGAAAUCAGCUGAGGAUCAAAACUACAGACUUUUAUUAACUUGACUGAAUUUAUUUUUGUUACUUACUUUUACAACCGCUUCAAACUGUGCAGUAACUAUGCAAUCGAUGAGCGCCGGGGACGAUAAUGGAACGGAAGAAGCCAGUAUGUCAGUAUAAUUAGGAACUUUUCUGUAGGGAGAUGUCAUUUCUUUGCCUGAAAUAUUCCACAAUAUGGCAUUAAAUGUGUCAGUUCAAUUAUAGGUGGUUUAUUGCAAAAACAAUCCAAUAUAUUUUUACUGACAGUGGCUUGCCUCUCCGUACAUCUGACCAGUACUGAUAAUACAGUGUUGGUAAAGUGUUAGUAAAGCCAUUAAAUCUCCAUGGAGACGAGCAGGAAUCAGACAUCCCUAUCAGAAAAGUUACACAUUGUACUAGAGCGAACAUUCUACUGGCUACGAAUAAUGGAAUGUGUCUUCGCUGUGUUGAUGAUCUGUAUAACGCUGGGUUUUUGAUGGUGAUUUACGGUUGAUCUGAUGUGUUUCUCAGACUUGCGUUACCCAGAAUCCUUCUCUCCAGUUCCAUUACUGUGGUUUAAACAAGCUGCUUUUUGGCAUUUUGACCUCAAGUGUCUUCUUAUAUGUGCAUAUGACAGGUUUGAAUACUCGCUUCACUAAAACACGAUUAUGUUUCAAAUCUUCCUAAAAAUCCUGGCUAUUUUUUUAAUUUUUUUAUUUACAACACGGGCAGCAGACGUGACUGGUAAUUCUGUAAUCAUUACCCAGCAACCAUAACAUUAACAACGGCCAAAGCUCGUACGAUUUAUACCAGGGGUCUCCAACCUGUUCCUCGGGAGUUACUGGUAGAUCUCGCCCCCCCUUCCAAGUAGUUCGCCAAGGGAUUUCUGAAUUAAGUGCCUGUUUACCAUUUAAAAUCUAUCAUUCUAAAGCCUUAGCCAGGCGGGUGCCUCCGCUCAAUUUCAUUUCUCUUCAGCAACUUGGUCAGGAAUCAGAAUACACUAGACGGUUCACAAAAACCCUGGAAGUGCAAGUUCGGGCACCACCCAAUCAGCAAAGAGUCAUAUAUUCAGUGUUGUCAAUGAUUCCCGAGAACGAGGAUUUAGGCAAGGCAAGUUUAUUUGUUGAACACAAUUCGUACACAAAGUAAUUCAAUGUGCUUUACAGAAUAAGAAAUACAUUAAAAUCACAAUAAAAAUAAAUCAAAACAUAAAUAAUCACUGAAUUAAAGAUGAAAAUUAAAAAAAGAGAGAGAGACAUUAAUUACAUAAAUUAGAAGAGUGCGGAAUGAAAACCUUUCAGUUAUAUGCACAGUGAAACAGAACCGUUUUGAGCCUGGAUUUAAACAGUGUCAAAGAAGAGGCCUGUCUCACAUGUUCAGGAAGACUUCCAGGUUUUAGCUGCAUGAACCUGAAACUCUGACUCCCCUUGUUUAGUCCUGACUCUGGGCACCAGCAGGAGGCCGGUCCCUGAGCUCCUCAGAGUGCGAGAUGGUUCAUAUGGCACUAACAUGUCACAGAUGUACUCAGCCAUGGAGAGACUUGUACAUUUAAAUCCGGAACAAAGAGAAUGUUUGGUGAAUUUCAUCAAGGAGAAAGACAUUAUUGUCCUUCUUCCUACAGGAUUUGGGAAAAGCUUAAUAUACCAGUUAGCCCCGUUAGCGACGCAUUACAUAUGUCACGACCAAAUAGCAGCGAUUGGUUAAAUGAUAAAAAGUACCCGCCUACCGUCGAGCGACCGAAAUCUAAGGCUGCGAGGUCAGACGGUUUGUACAAAGUGAAACAAAGUAAAACCGGCUGAUGAAUCAAGCUACUGAAGCCUAUCUUUGCGCACUAAUAAAUGUAUAAUAGUUGUGUUUAUAGGCAUCAAACUGUACCCCGUCUAAUUUACUAAAAUGAGCAGCUCUUUUGCAUUUUCGUUUUGGAACAGUAGCUCACCAGAGAAAAAACGUUGGAGACCUCUGAUUUACCCAAUAUUUAUGAGUAAACUAAUGAGAAUAAAUGAGCCACCUUGAAGGCUCAAAGCGCUUUACAUUAAGGAACCACUCAUCCAUUCGCAGACACAUUCAUACACCAAUGUACGCAGACACUGAGGGCGACGUGGGUUAAGUGUCUUGCCAACGAACGCAAUAACAGUAUUCAUCUGUAGGAGCUGGAAAAGAACUGCCAACCUUUAGAUCAGUAGUCACCCAACUCGUCAGUACUCCUCUGUUUUUGUGCUGCUUUUGUCAACUUUUUUCUUUUUUCCCUACAAAUUGAAACUGAUGUUAAAACUUUGAUAAAUAUCGAGCACAGGUACGAUCCCACCAAACCAAGUCCGAAUCAGAAAACCGUACAAACCUGUCAUAUGCACUUGAACCAGUCCACAGCUCCCGGUCGGCUCCGUAACGUCUCCGAGACUGAACUCUGACCUGCGUAAAUCGUCCGUACCUCCAUACGCCAAAGUACUACUGUAUCCCUACGCCUUAUCUACUGACUUUUUUACAUUGUUUUGAUAAAUGAAGAUUGUGUUUGCUUUUCUAUUACUUUAUAUUGUAAGUGUUUUAUUUAACUACAAACCACUGUAGUGAAUGUUCUGCCUGUUUCCUGUGCCUGAGAAAGACCACUACCGUAUGAACCCACUGUAUUUGUAUAUGUAGCUUUUGAUUUGAUUACACAUUCCACUAAGAAUCACUCGCUCUGUACUGUUGUUUUGUAUAUUUACAAGUACUAUUCCAUAAAUAAAAAUAAAGUGCAUUCGUUUUAGUAA